Messenger RNA from Leptopilina boulardi, 1244 nucleotides. Its product is annotated as phospholipase A2-like. Gene Ontology annotation, biological process: arachidonate secretion; phospholipid metabolic process. The transcript is spliced from 4 exons. The coding region runs from base 297 to 1061 and encodes 254 amino acids. Lineage: Eukaryota; Metazoa; Arthropoda; Insecta; Hymenoptera; Figitidae. The record is from RefSeq and is a predicted model, not a curated record.
ACAAGAUUGUCUAGACUUUGGAACAAGCAACGUUGAUUGCAUCAGAAAUUGUCUUCAGUAUAUACACAUGUACUGAAUCUACUCUUCAUUCUUUAAAUAAAACAUCACCUGAUUUAAUCAAAAACAGAGUCAAAGUAUAUCUCUAAUGAAAGUAGUGAUCUUGAUGAUUAAAUUCAUCAUCCCAAGAUAAUUAUAAUAGUAAUCUAUCUGUAUUACAAACUUUAUCGAUUAGAGAAAUAAAAGAAAAAUGAUCACAUAACAAAUAAAUAUAAGGAAAAAAAACACAAUUUUUAAAAAUGUUUCGUCGUAUUUUUUUCACUGUAUUAUUGCUACUUGAACUCGCCGCGAUAAAAAACACAUCAGUGAAAGUAACGGAAACGGAAAAAGUGUUUUUUAAUUUUAAAACGGAAAAUGGAACCAUGAAAAAUAAACCUUUUCGAAUUAUUUUUCCAGGAACACGUUGGUGUGGUGAUGGAGACAUAGCAGAAAAUAAUGAUGAUUUGGGACAUUUUAAAGAAACAGAUGCUUGUUGUCGACAACAUGAUCUUUGUUCUAAUAUAAUAUAUUCUGGUGAAUCAAAAUAUGGUCUUUCUAAUGGUGGACAUUUCUCAAGAGUAGAAUGUUCAUGUGAUGAAGAAUUUUACAAUUGCUUGUCAAAUGUCUGCUCGCCACUUGCUUUAAGUAUUGGAAUAACUUAUUUUGAUAUACUAAGACCACAAUGUUUUACACUUGAUCAUCCUUAUUUUGAUUGUAUUCAAGAAGAAAGUUAUUUAUCUUCGUGGGAAACAUGCAACAAUUGCAAAAUUGACAAAACAAAACCAAAAAUUUGGCAAUGGAGGGAAACAAAAAAUUUUGCAAAUUCAGAAAAUUCAAAAAAACUUUUCACAUGUUUUGAAAAUGUCACUGCUGAAAAAUUAAAAAUAACACAGGAAAAAAUUUCAAAUUUCAUUCACGAAAAUGGAGUUGAACCAUUAAUCAAAAUGUGUUCAAAUCUUCCCCUCGACUCAUGGUAUAAAAAAUUAUUAUGUCCCAAAAUUAUUCCAUUUUUUGUUGAAAAUUAAUUAUAUAUAUAUACAAUCUAAUCAAAUAGAUUAAUAGUUCAAAUACUAUUUAUAUAUGCGUCUAAUACUAAUUACUGAUCCCUCUACUAUGUUUAUAAAUUAUAUUUUGUAAAUUAUAUAAAUAUUAAUUCUCUAUGUGAUAUUAUCUCUAUGUGAUAUAUUAAUAAAUUAUUGUUAAAAAUA